GAUAAAUUAUUGACAAUUUGAAUUAUUUUGACAUCUUACAUAUUAUUUGAUGAAAGUAAAACUGUUCGGCGAAGCUUUUAUUUUGAAGUUGAAAAAGAAAUUAAAUAUACCUUAUUAUGAAUAAAGAUAUAAACCGGCGCAAAGUAACUUCUCUUGGCAACUCUUGGAUAAUUUGUAAAUCGAAAUCCCAUCCAGGACAUGUGUAUUAUUUCAAUAGUUUAACUGGGCAAGCAGCGUGGAAUCUUAGUGAUGCGGAGAUUGAGAAGGCAAGGCAGACGACUAAACGUCUUGAACAGUUGCCAGGUGCUGAACUUGCAUGCCCAGAACCGAAGGAUAAACCACCAAGUCCUUCCCCAAAUGCUGAACCAAUUCAACCAGCCCUUAAGAAAAGAAUCCCUCCUUUCGAAAAUCCUCAAUUGAAUAUUAUUCCAGAACAACCAUCAUCUCUUUUGGCAAAUUUGAAUGUUCCUCUGAACCAAAUGACAAGUAUUUUACAGGGCACACAAAUUGCUAAUGCUUCUUCUUUGGGUCCUAUUUGUAAUAUGAAUUUAUUAAAUAAUCCUACACAUACUUUCAAUUUGAGUAAUCCUACUCCUAUGUAUAAUCCUAAGGUUUGGGCAGUUCCUCAAGCACAACAAAUUUUCAUACCAACACCAAUAGCUCCUAUAGUGAAUCAAGGACCAAAUUCCUUGAAUGGGGCUUACAACAAGUUGGUAGAGUCUUCUACUGGAAUCAUUUUGGAUAAUUUAAACAAUGCAAGUGCUUCAAGUAUUCAAGUAGGGUCCUAUGCAUUUAACACAAGGGAUUUGAAGUUUAGAAAGGGAUUUCAGCAGCCUAUCAACAAAAAACAUGGAUUUACAAACAAGAAAGAUCUACGACAAAUGUUAUCUUUUAAGAAUAGGUUUCAAAGAAAACCUGGAGGAUCUGGUGUCUACGUAAAUGGUAACCAACUCGGAAAUCAUCCUAAUGAUUUUCAAAGCAGAAUUGGAAAUAAGGAUAGCAAAGGUACAGAACAAAUACUUGAAGAUUCUUCAAAGAUUGAUAUAACUCCUAUGAAGAAUUUGGCAUCUCCGGAUUGUAAUUCGGAUGCAUGGUUUAUAGUUAUGGAUUUGGAAGUAUUACUUAAUGAGUUCAAAUUUCUUAAUACAGUAACAGAUUCAGAUGAAAUAUGUCAUCUUAUGGUUCCUAAACGGGUUAUGGAGGAACUUAAAAUUUAUGUGACAUGUACAGAGAAUGUCCAAGCGAGACGUAUCCUACGAUUUCUAUCACAGCAGAUUGAGAUUGGUUAUGCUUUCAUGGCGGAAUAUCCAUGUGGAGCAGAAAGUUUGUCUAUGACAGAAGUGAUAGAAGCAACUUGUGCUGAACUAGUAAAAAAGAAAUAUCAUUUUAUUCUUUUAACCAACGAUAAUGAGUUAAUUACUAGAAACUCAUUGGUAAAUAUUCACAUGUUUACCAUAAGUGAAGUUCGUAACCUUUUAGGGAUUCAACCAAAGAAACAACAGAUAGUAACCCCUAAUGUCGUUCCAAAACCAAAAUUAUCUGUAAACGAACUUCUGAAUAAAAUAAAGAUUACUGUGCCAAACAACUUUUCACCAAAUCGAGACACUACCAGUCCUGAUGCAGAUAUUAAAUAUGAUGAAAUUAUUGACGAAGUUCCUGAGAUAGCAUCAAAACAAAAAGAUAAUACAGAAAAACCAGUAUCAUUGAAACAUACUGUUGAUGCUGGCAUUCAGACUGAUUUAAAAUAUAACGAGUCUAAGAGCAGUGUUUCGAAAGAACUCGAAGAGUUCCCUGGAGUAUCAAAAAAUAUUGAAAUCAGAAAAGAAGCAGUUACGAGGCCUCCUGAGACAUCAACCGUCGUAAAUGUAUCUAAGAAGAGGGGAAUAAAACUUAAACGUAGUGUGUCCAGUCAACCACCUGUAAAUUCUGAAGAAAACAGGCAAUUUAAAUAUAAAUGGCGCAGGCGUAGAAACACUACUUCUCAAUUGAAUAAACAAAUUCCAACUGAUAGUAAUGAAAUAACAAGCUCUAAAGAACUGGAAACAUGUUUUUCAUCUAAUGAUAAUCCGAAGGAACACUACGAACCAUCUACCGACGAUCCUGUGUCUGAAAGCACAGACAAUAAAGUUGUAAAUGACAGUAUUGAGAGUAGAGAAUCAAGUAUUAUUGCUCAUCCGCGGAAUUCUGUAAGUCAAGAAAAUGUAACAAUUGAUGAAACUUCAACAUCUGGUAUAAUAUCUAACACUGAGAGCAGUGUUGAUGAUAAUUUCACUACUUCAUCAAAUCAGGUAUUUCAUAGAAAAAACAAUGAUAAGAUGUAUAGAGUUGAUAGUACAACUAUGGAACAGUAUUUAAAAGUGAAAUGUGAUGAAUGGAUAUCUAGAUUUGUUCAGAUUAUGGAAGAAGUUUUAACCCAAGUAUUACACCAGGAUCCACCAUUUUCGAAUUCUAAGUUACCACCUCCUUGGACAUUACACGAGGCAGCUCUAUGUAUUGCAAUGAAGUUCAGUGAUUAUAAAGAUAUUAAAGAGGCAGCUAACAAAUUGUCCAAUAUGAUCUUUUGUGUCAGUGAUGUUAAAGGUAACAUUGCGUUAAACAUGACUGCAUCUCAAUAUAUGCAAAUGUAUAGCUAUGGUAUGCAUCUGCUUGGUGCAUUAAUGGAGGCCACCUAUAACAUUGAAGAUAUAAAAAUUGCUGUGGAAUCGUUAAAUUCGCUACUACACGAUAUAAAGAAUCCUUGCGUGGAUCAUAGUGUAAACGACAGUUUUAACGAUAAUGUUCACGAAACUUCAUCAAAUAAUAAUGCGAUGUUACAUUCAGAUUUACCGAGUAACAAUGAUGGCGUAUCGGAACACGAUCAUGAAAUGUCAAUUGAUGAUAAUGAUAAUAUCGCAGAAGUCAAUAAAAAAUCCCCAAUGAAAAGAAAACUAGUUGAAGAGGAAACGCCGAAGCAAGUAAAAUUUAUUAGAAAUAUUAAUAUAAACCCUUCCUUGUUUAAACAUUUGACUUUUCAAAAAAGUAGUACAUCUAACAAUGGUUUGAUUGAUAAGAGCAAUUUGCAAAGCGAAGAAAAAACAAAUAGUUAUAAAGUAGCAGAAAGAGACACACCGUUAAACACUGUUGAAACAGCUACGAACACAACGGAAAAAGAAAAUAAUGCACCAACCAGCCAGCCAAGUAUUAUAAGGAAAUUCACUGCAUUUCCAGAGUUAGAGAAAAAAUUGCAUAUUAGUAACCUUUAUGAAAAUCACGAUGAAGAAUUGGACUAUGAUGAGGAUGAAGAGUAUUUAACAGAGGAGUACUGUUCAGAAGAUGAAAACAAUGGCGAGCUACAUGACGAAUCUUUUAGCAAUAAUAUUGAAGAUACAGAUUCACUUAGGCCCAAUGAACGUACAGCUUUAGAAGAAAUAGAACCUUGUUUGAUAAAUGAAAACAAUGAAAAGUUUAAGUACGCAAUGUAUAUGUUUAUCCAAGAAAUUAAGGGUGCUCUGAGUCAAGUGCAAAUUUUAUGUGAUCGGUGUUACAAAGUAUUGGAGAAUCCAGAUGCAUCAACGGAGCUGAGGCUUCAACUGCGAGCAAAGGCUGAAUCAGCUCGUUUACAUAUCACUCGUUUGAGUAAAUCUUUAGAAAGUAUGCUGGAUCAUGAGACAAGCAACUCAAAUCGAAGUAUGUCGAAAUUAUUGGUGCAAGCUGAUGUGAAUUUUGCUGAAGUGGAUACUGAACUGCUUUCUAAAUACAGGAUUAGUAUAACAAAGUGUAAAGAGUGCGCUGACGGCUUCCUGAAAUCCGCACAAGAUAUCAUAUCUCGUUUAACGUGCGUUUAAUUAAAAAAACAGGUAGGUAUUACCCUACUGUAUCUCUGUCUCGCAUCUCGAUGAAAUGCCUGCUAUCGGGACUUCUAAGGGCUCGGUGUCUUCAAUCGUAAAAUAUACUUACAAAUAUCAUUAGAUCUGAUUUGCCAUUUCAUUGUAAAGGCAUAAAAUAGAUAUACAUGUACAUGUACUAUAUUAAUAAUAAGAUUCAAAGUCUAUUAUGGCAGGUAGGUCGACUGCUGGAGUCUAUAAAUAUUGUAUAAAGCGACCGACAUUGUUUUAAAACAAAUAAAUAGGUACAUUACCAGUACCUUAUGUUAAAUUUCUCUAUUUUUGUAUUUCAGCUAUAAUUUGAUUGCCAAACGAUUCUUUGCAUAUUUAAUUCGGACGGCACGGUUGGUACGGUGGUUGAGCAAGCGGCUGCCGCGCACGCAACGUGUUGCUGGUUCGAUUCCCACAUGGAGCAACUCUUUGUGUGAUCCACAAAUUGUUGUUUCGGGUCUAGGUGUCAUGUGUAUGUGAACUUGUAUGUUUGUAAACGCUCCCACGACACAGGAAAAAAUCCUAGUGUGGGGCAAUUAAACAAAAUCGUUUUGUUUCUAACCGACUUCCUAAAAGGGAGGAGGACUUGACUUUUAGUGGGUUUUUUGGUUAGUUAAGUUUUUAGUUUAUGGUUGUUGAAGUCGGUUUUUUAAACUCAUCAUCACGCUUUUAACCCUAGGUAGCCUAUUGCCAAUAGUCUGGGUACAAUUCUUAUCUCCGUGCUACUACUGAGAUUUUUUUUUAAAACCCAGUAAUACUUUGCCCGACCCGGGAAUCGAACCCAAGACC
Molecule: messenger RNA, 4643 nt
Organism: Spodoptera litura
Lineage: Eukaryota; Metazoa; Arthropoda; Insecta; Lepidoptera; Noctuidae
Source: RefSeq, a predicted model, not a curated record